ACUAUCAUGUCCUUCUCCGACUUUGACGCUAUUUACGAGGAUGAUCAGCUUGAGGAGCUGGAGCACUUUCAGGAUCAGACUGUGGCGCCGGUACCGGAGCCCAUCAUUAUUCGCGGUGCUGGAAACAUGACCGUCUUUGGCCUAAGCAAUCGCUUUAAUUCUGAGUUCCCAUGUGGCUUGCUGUCACGCGUGGCUCCGGAAGAGUUUAAGGCUACGGUGGGUCGAAUCAAUGGAGUCCUGAAGAAGUCCCUGCCCGUUAACGUGAAAUGGCUCUUUUGCGGCUGUGUCUGCUGCUGCUGCACCCUCGGCUGUUCUCUCUGGCCCGUCAUCUGCCUAAGCAAACGCACACAACUCACGUUAGACAAGCUGUUCGAAUGGGAGAACAAUCAUUUAUAUCAUAAGCUGGGCCUGCACUGGCGACUGCAUAAGCAACAAUGUGAUUCCAAUUCCAUGAUGGAGUAUGUUAUUUUAAUUGAAUUUAUACCCAAAACGCCUAUAUAUCGGCCCGACUAAAUAAUGGGAUGAAGCCUGUGAAACGGGCUGAAGGGUGCGGGCACGGUAACGCGGGGUCGUAAUGGUAAUUGUAAAAUAAACACUAGCUGCUAACACUUUGCUUUAGGCGUUUACCGAACACACUAACCCAUAGUCUAUACAUGCAGGCAAACUACACAAUGAGCAUUAACCAGUUUAGUGUACUCACAGAUUGUCUUUUUAAGCUAAUACUAUUUAAUAUUUAGUUUAUUAAAACAAAUUUUCCGAAAAAUCGUAGCCAGUAAGAUUGAUUGAUUUCUCGUAAUUGUAAUUGUAGGGCGCUUUAAUUUCCCUAAUUUCGUUUAGUUUUAAAUCCUAAUUUGUUUUUUAAACUAAUGCAAUAUUAAAUAAAUUUCUUGUUAGGAAA
This is a messenger RNA of Drosophila ananassae, 898 nucleotides long. RefSeq names its product cysteine-rich hydrophobic domain-containing protein 2. The coding region runs from base 7 to 513 and encodes 168 amino acids. The transcript has 3 exons. The record is from RefSeq and is a predicted model, not a curated record. NCBI's taxonomy places the organism in Eukaryota, Metazoa, Arthropoda, Insecta, Diptera, Drosophilidae.